UAUAAGAAAGAAAUGGCCAUUUUAAUAACUGUUUAUAUAUAAUUCCCACUUGCUUAAGCCUUCUCUUUGGAUCAUAAAUUGAUAUCACUCUUUUAACUUUUCAAAGCUAGAAAGAGAGAAAGAAAGGUGAAGAGAGAGAGACAAACAUGGAGCUCUCUCAGCAUGGUUUCUUGGAGGAGUUGCUUCAAGCUCCAAGAAGGGACAGUAGUUGGGCAAACUUCCCUUCUGCUGGGGCUAAUGAGUUCUUCUCUAGUGGAUGGAACUUUGAUUCUUUUGAUGAGAACGCAGCAAAUCCUUCAUUUAUAGGAUUCUCCACCACUCCAACAGAACCUACCUGCUUUGACUGCCCUUUCAGUGACCAAACUUACCCUUUUGUUGAUGGCUUCACUGUACCUGCUGAGAUUGACACAUCUUAUACUACCAGGAAUAAUGAGACACCUCCAUUUCCAACCCAAGAUCAAGAUUACCCUUCAAUUAUUGAAGAUGAAGAGUUUGGUCUUCUUACAAGUCACUGUAGUUAUGAAGAAAGAUCAAGUAGUGCCUGCAAAGUUGAGAUGGAACAACCAGCUAGCAAUGAUGCUCAGGUUUUCAGUAUGGGUUUGAGUGCAGAGAAAAAGAACAAGUCCAAGAAGUUAGAAGGGCAGCCUUCAAAGAAUCUAAUGGCAGAAAGACGGAGAAGAAAGCGCUUGAACGAUCGCCUUUCCAUGCUAAGAUCAAUAGUCCCUAAGAUCAGCAAGAUGGACAGAACUUCAAUACUUGGAGAUACCAUAGAUUACAUGAAAGAACUUCUUGAAAGGAUCAAUAAGCUGCAAGAAGAAGAAGGUGAAGAGGGCACAAAUGAAAUGAACUUAAUGACUAACUUGAAAGAGCUUAAGCCAAAUGAAGUGCUUGUGAGAAAUUCCCCCAAGUUCAAUGUGGAGAGGAGAGAGAUCGAUACCCGGAUCGAUAUCUGCUGUUCAGCAAAGCCAGGAUUAUUGCUAUCAACAGUGAACACAUUGGAAGCACUAGGUCUUGAGAUUCAACAAUGUGUUAUAAGUUGCUUCAAUGAUUUUUCCAUGCAAGCAUCUUGUUCAGAGGCUACUGAGCAGAGAAAACUAAUUAGUCCUGAAGACAUAAAGCAAGCAUUGUUUAGAACUGCUGGUUAUGGAGGAAGAUGUCUUUAGAAGGAAUUUGGCCACUUGACAGAGCCUGAAAGAGAUGGGAACUUAGCUAAGUUUGAUCUGCAAGGAAUUUAAUUUGCAAGUGAGAAGUUGUAAUAAAUGUAUUUUAAUAAGUGUAUGUUCAUUUAUAAUCUCCUUCUCACAACUUAGCCCAUCAUAGAGGGCAUUAAAUUAUAUAUGGGCCAUUUGUUCUUCCUCUAACAGAAACCCAUUAAAUAUAUGAUUAGAAAUAGAUCAGAGUGCAUUAAUUUUGUAUAAA
Messenger RNA from Hevea brasiliensis (rubber tree), 1419 nucleotides. RefSeq names its product transcription factor bHLH93. Bases 147 to 1163 code for a protein of 338 amino acids. Lineage: Eukaryota; Viridiplantae; Streptophyta; Magnoliopsida; Malpighiales; Euphorbiaceae. The record is from RefSeq and is a predicted model, not a curated record. Gene Ontology annotation, biological process: regulation of DNA-templated transcription. The transcript is spliced from 4 exons. Gene Ontology annotation, molecular function: sequence-specific DNA binding; protein dimerization activity; DNA-binding transcription factor activity. Gene Ontology annotation, cellular component: nucleus.